Pieris napi is the source of this 3025-nucleotide messenger RNA. RefSeq names its product mitochondrial carrier protein Rim2 (gene Rim2). Lineage: Eukaryota; Metazoa; Arthropoda; Insecta; Lepidoptera; Pieridae. The transcript is spliced from 8 exons. Gene Ontology annotation, biological process: mitochondrial transport; pyrimidine nucleotide import into mitochondrion. Gene Ontology annotation, molecular function: pyrimidine nucleotide transmembrane transporter activity. The record is from RefSeq and is a predicted model, not a curated record. Bases 276 to 1367 code for a protein of 363 amino acids. Gene Ontology annotation, cellular component: mitochondrion; mitochondrial membrane.
GCUCAUUUUUACAUGUUUGCUCGAUGCGGCGUACGUGACCGGCGGAUUGAUAAAUCGUUCUUGUUCUUCAGAAAAGCAAGAAAAUUUCCAGUGUAUCUAUAGUGUUUUUAACGACAACAUCCAGUGUUAUCCUUUCAUAUAUUCGCUUUGUGGAAAAUAUUAACUUGUUUAUUGAAUAUAAAAUACAAGUGUAGACAUUGCUAUUUUCGAAGUGGUAGUGGUGCAUUUGUUUAUUUUUAGACUUGCAGUCAUGUUGUUAUUCUGGUGGCGCUAAAAUGUCUCAAAGGGAUACAGCUAUUCAUCUGGUUGCCGGAGGGGUAGCAGGUACAGCGGGAGCAGUAGUUACCUGCCCUCUAGAAGUUGUAAAGACACGUCUGCAAUCAUCUAAAGGUGUGGUGGUUCCACCACCACCCCCGCCAUCCUCAAAUACUACUAGUUCUAAAAGAGUCUGUUCUAAAAUCCCAAAACACCAGGAGGCCAAAUGGGGCUACAGACGUACGAUGGGCGCAAUGUUCGCCUACAGCAAGCAAGCAGAUCGCAUGCUGAUGUCGUACAAUUACCAGGUGCAGCAGUGCGCGCGCGCAGGCCACGCGAGGACGGUGCAGAGGAUGAGCCUUAUUCAGUGCAUCAGAUAUAUAGUGAAGAAUGAGGGUGCGCGGGCGCUGUUCAAAGGCUUAGGACCGAAUAUCGUUGGUGUGGCUCCAUCACGAGCGAUUUACUUCUGCACGUACUCCCAGGCUAAAGCGAUCCUCAAUCAGCACAUACCACCGGACACCCCUAUUGUGCACUUGUCAGCGGCAAGCGCAGCUGGAUUUGUCUCGUGUACUAUGACGAACCCGAUAUGGUUCGUGAAAACUCGGCUGCAACUCGACGGACAAAAUAUCACAGCGCUGGAGUGUAUUAAGAGGAUAUACGCAAAGCAUGGUAUCAAAGGUUUCUACAAAGGCAUAACUGCGUCAUACAUGGGCAUAAGUGAGACGGUCGUCCAUUUUGUUCUCUACGAAGGUGUCAAAGCCCGAUUGAUGGCUGCCCGGAGCAAAGAUGGCGUUGUCAGCGACACUCGCUCGCCGAGAGAUUUCCUCGAGUUCAUGGCUGCUGGAGCCUUUUCCAAGACGAUCGCUUCUUGCAUCGCUUAUCCACACGAAGUGGCAAGAACGCGACUUCGCGAGGAAGGUGACAAGUACAGGAAAUUCUGGCAAACAUUGCACACUGUUUGGAUGGAAGAGGGGUAUCGUGGUGUUUAUAGGGGCCUUGGCACGCAGCUGGUCCGUCAGAUACCGAACACAGCGAUAAUGAUGUCCACAUAUGAAGCAGUGGUAUAUCUUCUUACGACACACUUUAAUAGUUCCUUCUACGAAAAUACCUAGCCAUUUACCAAAUGAUCGAGUUGAUCACGUUAGAUACUCGAAGUGGCGAACCCACUGACAGUUAGAUGCCAUUUAGUUAGCGAGGCUCUGAUACCUCUGGCCCCUGAGAUCUUUUAGCCAUACGUGGUAGCGGAAACUAUGAAUAACCCUUGUAUGAUGGUCAUAUGUCGGCAACUUGUAAGAGAGCAUGGUCACGUGACUUGCAAUUUCUAUGAGAAAUGGUCAUAUCGACUUGACUGCUCAAGUAAUAUUCGCAAUUGGCCGUCACACGAAGGCUCUCAAAACUCAGAUUGUAAGAGGAAGAUCAGAAUUUAGUGGAGCCCUUUGGUAGGAUCAUGAAAUUUUUGUUGUUCAUACAUUUUUCAAGGUAUAAUACUCUAUUGGUUAUGGAGUUUUGUUUCUAUUGCGGUGUUUGUAAAUAAUGGUUUGGAAUCUUCCUACAGCCGGCUACUUACUCGCAAGAUAGUCAUUAGGGUCUAGUCUAGUAUCGAACACCAUUCUGCCCGAUGUUUGUGAGGCAAAAUGGAAAGACUGCUGAAAUAAUAUAAUGUUGAUUUACUUCUAAAGCUAAUUGAAAAAUAAAGUGCCGACUUCAAACUGUCAACUGUCAACAAAAAAGAAUAAUUUUUUAUUAAACUAGGUUUCUACAUUAUACAUGUCGCUUUCAGUGUAUAUAUUACAGAAAUAUCUAAAAAAAACUAUGCAACCGAUUUUUAUGUAACUUGGUUCUCUUAGUUGGAAUAUACUCAUUGAAAUUAAUUUGUGCCACCUCUUUUGAAGUUGGCUAAAAUACUCUGUUAAUAACAAUUGGCAUAUUGAAUACAACAUGGCUGUUUAAUCACAUAUUGUCCUAUUCAUAAUAAAUAGUAGAAUGUGUGCAAAAUUGACUUAAAAGUUUUUUUAUCAUAUUGCUGGGAGACACUAAUUGUCCAUUGAUUGAUUUAAACCAGUGGUUUAGUCAUUUUGUCUCAAGUAAAAUAAGAAAACUAAGGGAUUUUUAAUUAUUUUAUUUUUCUUGAUAUUUUUUUAUAUACUGUUACUUUUUUAUAAGAUUGGCUAUGAGAAAGUACAUAUUAGAAGGAUAAAAAUGGAGACAUUCAAUAUUUUUAUAAGAUUACUCCAGCACAAAAUAUAUAUUGAAUAACCUAUAUAUAGAGGAAUUCUAAAAUCCCUUGGUUAAAUAGUUAGUUGUGAGCUGUGAUAUAGCGCUUAUGUUAGUCUUGUGAAGAAUUGAUAGAUUCAGUGGUAAUUUCUUUAUAUAAAAGAGUUUUCUCAAAACAUGGAACUAUAUUUGCUUAUAUAUAUAGUCAGCCUGUACUGAAAAUUUUGAUACUAAAAUAAAAUAUCUCAACUUUAUAUGAAGCCAAAUUAUGCUUGAGUAAAUUAGUUUAUUCCUUCGAUAAAUAAGAAAAAAAAAAUUGAGUAACCUGUUUCAUAUUUUUUGAAAAUCUAGGAUUAUUGUUGUCAUUCUAAUCUUAGUGUUAUGUUCCAAACUAUGGAUUGCAUAGAAUAUAUAUUAAUUUUGUAGAUGUUGAGUUUUAUAUGUUAAGGCGGGCAGAUCCGGUUGUUAGAAUAUAUUUUAGAGAUAUAAUUGGACGUAUGUCAGACUGAGUAUAAGAUACACUUAAAUUUGUUUAACAAAUAAAUGAUUAAUAAUA